CCUUCAAAAUGGAAUCUGAAUUACAACCAAAUUUGGUCAAGAAUCAGCCCAAAGAGCCCCAGAUUCUUAUUGAAUCUGAUGAGGAUAGUGACAGCGUAAGCUCUGAUAGCUAUGAGCUUUCUGUACAGAAGUCUAAUAAGCCAGGGAAAUGAAUUAUGGUCAAAUAUAAAUCUGUGGGAAAUUCACGACAUAGGCUCGGAAGUGAAGAUAUAGCUCUAAAGACCAUAAAUCAAAGCGGGAAAGAUACCAGAGCUCCUAUUCACGAAGGUUCAAAGAAUAAUCUUCUUAGGAAUGCCGAAGAAAGUAAUGCUUCCAUUUCAGUUGCGAUGUUUGGCCUUGGGUCCUUUGAAAAAAACUAAAUCAGAUUCCCAAAUGGUGAACUCAAAAACGCCGAGUAAACUUAACCAAUCGCAGACUGCCUUUAACUUUGCAGUUGGCAAAUGAUUAAAACCAGUAGAGGAAGAGGAUAAGAGCAAAUCAUCAGAAAAGGAGGAAUUCCAACCAUUCAACCAAGAAUAUCUUUUCGGAAAAGAAUACAGGGAAAGCUUUAAGAAAUCCAAAUAUAAAAUGAUGCCUCAUAAACCAGGGCAGCCCGAAAACAUCAGCGAUGAAAGGUGUUCUGAAGGCCCUAUUGCUCGAAACUGAGUUUAUGAAUUUGCUCCGAGGGAGAACACAGUCUUGUUCAAGAAAGGGAGCACAAGGCCUCCUUUCUAAGUCACAGAGGCUAGAAGUUGUCUGAAGGGCAUACUAACACGGCCCUUCUUCUGAGCUGAGUUCUUUGCAUUUACUACCCAAGAUCUUUUAUUAC
Molecule: messenger RNA, 808 nt
Organism: Moneuplotes crassus
Lineage: Eukaryota; Ciliophora; Spirotrichea; Euplotida; Euplotidae
Source: the annotation of a GenBank genome assembly